Messenger RNA from Drosophila takahashii, 1659 nucleotides. NCBI's taxonomy places the organism in Eukaryota, Metazoa, Arthropoda, Insecta, Diptera, Drosophilidae. The record is from RefSeq and is a predicted model, not a curated record.
AUUACCAGCAAGACAAAGUAAAUCUUAAAGAAAAUGCCUUACAUCUCUGACAAUUCCUACGAUGAAGAUCAAAAAAUCUGGAGUGGUGAGGAAGCUACGAGAUAUUUUGACCCGCACUUGUCCAUUGGAGAGAUAAUUUUCCAAGAGAUGCGGCGGCAUCCACAGCUUGUAGCUCAGAUCUCGGCUACGGAGAACACAGUGCUGUCCAGAAGCGAACUCCUUGCCAAUUCGAUGCGCGUGGCCUGCUUUUUCCGAUCAGAGGGACUUCUUCAAUCCGAUGUUGUGGGGAUUAUUGGUAGGAAUACCACCCAUAUGUUGGCUGUGGCAUACGCCUGCUUCUUCAAUGGCAUCGCCUUCCAUUCGCUCAAUACUUUAUAUGAUCGCGAUACAAUCGAAAUGGUAUAUAACAUUACAAAGCCCCGUAUUAUAUUCUGCGAUGGCGAUGAGUUCCAGAAGGUACGAGAUGCCACCUCUAAACUGGAUGUGAAGAUCGUUACCAUGCGUAAUCAUCCCACGGAUUCCAUUCGAAUCGAAGAAGUUCUGGCUACUCCCAUUGAAGAAGACUUCCAGCCAGCACAACUGGAACAUGGCAACGAUCAGAAUCUGGCCAUUCUCUGCUCCUCGGGGACAAGCGGAACUCCAAAGGCUGUAACCAUUUCCAAUAGUCGUCAUAUCUUAGCGGGCAACUACCAUCUGACCACCGCUGAUGUUCAGUACUCCCACAACACCCUCGACUGGCUUACCGGCCUGGUCACCACAAUAACCUCUGGAGUGUUCAGCACAACUCGUAUUAUUGCGGAUAAUGCUUUCGAACCCGUAUUUGCAAUGCGAGUCAUUGAGGAGUACAAGGUUACGUGGACUAUACAGUCGCCCACCGCAAUGGCUUUGAUGAUUAACUGUGCAGAGUUUGAGACUUGCGACCUGUCCAGCCUUCGAAGCUUCAUGUUUGGGGGAUCAAGGGCGGCCAUUGAGGUACAAAAAAGAAUUCGAAGUCGCCUGAGCAAGAAUUGCCUUCAGUUCGCUUACGGAUUCACAGAACUGGGUGCCAAGGCCACCGUAAACUGUCACUUUGACGAGAAACCCGGAUCGGUGGGUCAGUUGGUCAACGGGUUAAAGUUGAAGAUAGUCAACGAUAAGGGUGAAUCGCUGGGACCCGACGAAUUGGGAGAGGUGUGCAUUAUGAACAAUCAGCACUGGUCGGGAUACUACGGAAACGAAGUUGAGUCACGUGCCGUUCGCGAUCCACAGCAAUGGUUUCACUCUGGCGACAUGGGCUAUAUGGAUCGAGAUGGUUUCCUGUACAUUGUGGACCGCAAGAAGGAUAUGCUCAAGUACCAGGGUAUCAUGUACUAUCCCAACGAAAUUGAGAGUGUCAUCUCCGAGAUGUCCGAUGUUGCCGAGGUCUGUGUCUUCGGGGUGUGGAGUGAUAUCUACGGAGAUGAGGCUGCAGCCGCUGUUGUAAAGAAACUCGGAAACGAUCUUACAUCCCAGGAUGUUGUGGACUAUGUAAGCAGCCGGACGGAUUCCAAAUACAAGCAGUUGAACGGUGGAGCGAUCAUCGUGGAGGAUCUGAAGCGAAGUGCCAACGGGAAAACCAAUAGAAUGGCCAACAGAGCUCACUUUCUGCACAUAGGACAUGAUAGCUCUAGAGGAUUAUAA